Messenger RNA from Rhinolophus ferrumequinum (greater horseshoe bat), 1127 nucleotides. Its product is annotated as eukaryotic initiation factor 4A-II-like. NCBI's taxonomy places the organism in Eukaryota, Metazoa, Chordata, Mammalia, Chiroptera, Rhinolophidae. Gene Ontology annotation, molecular function: RNA helicase activity; RNA binding; ATP binding. The record is from RefSeq and is a predicted model, not a curated record.
UUUCAGUCGGGCGCUGAGUGGUUUUUCGGAACAUGUCUGGUGGCUCCGCGGAUUAUAACAGAGAACAUGGCGGCCCAGAGGGAAUGGACCCCGAUGGUGUCAUCAAGAGCAACUGGAAUGAAAUUGUUGAUAACUUUGACGAUAUGAAUUUAAAGGAGUCUCUUCUUCGGGGCAUCUAUGCUUAUGGUUUUGAGAAGCCUUCAGCUAUUCAGCAGAGAGCUAUUAUUCCUUGUAUUAAGAUCCAAAAGGUAAUUCUGGCACUUGGAGACUACAUGGGAGCAACUUGUCAUGCCUGCAUUGGUGGAACCAAUGUUAGAAAUGAAAUGCAAAAACUGCAGGCUGAAGCACCACAUAUUGGUGUUGGCACACCAGGGAGAGUGUUUGAUAUGUUAAACAGAAGAUAUCUUUCUCCAAAAUGGAUCAAAAUGUUUGUUUUGGAUGAAGCAGAUGAAAUGUUGAGCCUAGGGUUUAAGGAUCAAAUCUAUGAGAUUUUCCAAAAAUUAAAUACAAGUACUCAGGUGGUGUUGCUUUCUGCCACAAUGCCAACUUAUGUAUUGGAAGUGACCAAAAAAUUCAUGAGAGAUCCAAUUCUAAUUCUGGUGAAAAAAGAACUGACUCUUGAAGGAAUCAAACAGUUUUACAUUAACGUUGAAAGACAGGAGUGGAAAUUGGAUACACUUUGUGACUUGUACGAGACACUGACGAUCACACAGGCUGUUAUUUUUCUCAAUACAAGGCGCAAGGUGGACUGGCUCACUGAGAAAAUGCAUGACAUGGACUUCACAGUUUCUGCUCUGCAUGGUGACAUGGACCAGAAGGAAAGAGAUGUUAUCAUGAGAGAAUUUCGAUCAGGGUCAAGCCGUGUUCUGAUCACUACUGACUUGUUGGCUCGUGGGAUUGAUGUGCAACAAGUGUCAUUGGUUAUAAACUAUGAUCUACCUACCAAUCGCGAAAAUUAUAUCCACAGAAUUGGCAGAGGGGGUCGAUUUGGGAGGAAAGGUGUGGCUAUAAACUUUGUUACUGAAGAAGACAAGAGGAUUCUUCGUGACAUUGAGACUUUCUACAAUACUACAGUGGAGGAAAUGCCUGUGAAUGUGGCUGACCUUAUUUAAUUCCUGGGAUGAGAU